UGUCUCGAAUCUCUACCACGGAUUCUUCAUACUUUGAUACACCGUCAAAUACCAACAGCAAGGUGGCAUUGCGUAGUCAAAUUGAUAAAAUUUAUAGUCAUAAAGAGAGAUUCAAAAAUAAUAUGCAAAUUUCACCGGAAAAAAUUCAGGCGAGAGUUAGAAUUGCUAUUAAUGGAGUUAGAAAAGCUAAUUGAAUAUGAUAAUUAUGAAGCAUCUGCUCUUCUUUGUGUGAAAUGUCUUGUUCUCAUCGAAGAAAUGGAUCAUCUUAGUCCGAUCCCAAUUCUAGUAUCACCGCCAACACCAAUUAUAAAAAAUCCUCUGUUAGCAAGUAACGAAAUCCUACAGCCUCAUUUCAAUGGAGACAUUCAAACUCAGGAAGACAACAGUGAGAGAAAUAUAAACAGGAGUGGGCGCUUGCGAACAAGUUUAUGGAACCGUAUAACAGGCAGAAGUCGAACAAAUAGAGAAGGAAUCACUAGCGAACGUGAUGGAGUACGCGAUCUUUGGGGCACACAAAUCGAAUUCUUUCUUUCAUGCCUUGGCUUUAUUGUAGGGGGUGGAAAUACAUUAAGAUUUCCUGCAAUGAUUUUUGAGUUUGGCGGUGCGUUCUUUAUACCAUAUGCAAUAUUCAUGGUCAUCUUCGGAUUGCCACUUGUUUAUAUGCAUUUAGCCAUUGGACAAUUUUCAGGCCUUUCAGCAAACGCCGCUUUCCAUAAAAUGAUGCCGAUUGCUUCUGGACUUGGAUGGGCGUUUGUCUUAAUUAAAAAAAAUAUUCUAAAUAUAAUUUAG
Meloidogyne enterolobii is the source of this 789-nucleotide messenger RNA. Lineage: Eukaryota; Metazoa; Nematoda; Chromadorea; Rhabditida; Meloidogynidae. The record is from the annotation of a GenBank genome assembly.